This is a messenger RNA of Beta vulgaris subsp. vulgaris (sugar beet), 2647 nucleotides long. Its product is annotated as anoctamin-like protein At1g73020. Bases 402 to 2396 code for a protein of 664 amino acids. Gene Ontology annotation, molecular function: chloride channel activity. Lineage: Eukaryota; Viridiplantae; Streptophyta; Magnoliopsida; Caryophyllales; Amaranthaceae. Gene Ontology annotation, biological process: chloride transmembrane transport. The record is from RefSeq and is a predicted model, not a curated record. The transcript has 16 exons.
ACUGUCUUCCCAGCAAAAAGGCCGUUGCACCAUUAAAAAGCCACAGCCCCACCACGUGUCUUUCUUCCUUCUCCAGUCUCCACCUUCUUUUUUUUAUGUGUCAAAUUCAAACCCAAAAUAACAUCAAUUUUCCAAAAUUUAUUCUUUUGCCGUUCCAAAUCUCUUUUCCUACAUCAAAAUCUGUGCGUUUCAACAAUUUUUCAUGUUUAUCUCAAACUUACCCACAUUGCCCAAUUAUAUAUUCCAUGCAAAAUCUUCCUCAAUUGAUCCAAGAUUUCGACACCCAUUUUCUCAUCAACCCCUUUAACAAUAUGUCAUUUCCUCUAUGAUUUCUCCUUAAAUAAAAAGAUUCAUUCUUGGAAAUUAAAUUUGGGAUUUUCUGGGUUUUUGGGUUUUUGAAAAUGAAUGAGCUUAGCGAAGAAAAACAACCUGUUUUUGAGAUUGCUUUAGUGUUUUCAAAGAAAGAAGAAAAAGAUGAAGAAUAUGAAGAUUAUAAUGAAGUUAUGGAAGUUUUGGUUGAUCAAUUAAAGAAAACUGGUUUGUUGGUUGAGACUGUUCCUGGGCUUGCUCAUGAGUUUAUUAAGUUGGCAGCACCUUUGGAGGCCCUGGGUAAGGCUGCAGCAGAAUUGCAGAUAAGAAAACGAACAAAUAUCGGAAUGGACUUGGCUUUUGAUUGGGAUCAGGUUAAGGCCUUUGCAAGGCAGGCUGAUGGCUCAUUGUUUAGUUGGUGUGAACGACAUCAUUGCUAUCAUCAUUUGAUUCAUGGAAUAGUCAAUAGAAGUAAGUUGGCUGUACCCCUUAAAUAUGGCAGCAAAAAGUUCUACUGGGAACUCUGGGAGCCUCUUCUCCAGAGACUGGAAACAGAAGGCAUUCUGAAAGAAGUAUUUCCUUUGCAUGAUGAACAGAAAAAGAAGGAGAUGGUGAGCAGUUGGGCAUUUAACAUUUGGGAUGUCACAAGGCAGCCAAUUGAUGACAUAUACUUAUACUUUGGGACCAAGAUAGCAAUAUAUUUUGCUUUUCUUGGAAUGUAUACUCAAUGGUUACUCUUUCCAGCAGUAUUAGGGAUCGUCUUGCAUUCAGUUGACUUUGGAUCGCUGCAGUUUCUGGCUCAUCCAGUAUUUUUCAUAAGCAUCAUAUCAUGGGCUGUGUUCUUCUUCCAGUUCUGGAAACGGAAGAAUUAUGCUCUUAUAACCAGAUGGAACAUCAGUUACACAGUUGGAACAGGACCUGGACACAAGAUACUUGGAAUGGAUCUAAACUCUAGGCAGCAUCCCUUGGAAUUUGCAAAGAAACUGGAAGCAGAUAAUGCUAUAGAGAAAGAAGCAUAUCAAAGAUAUGAAUGGAAAGGACGUCUAAAGAGGAUCAGAAAUGAUGCUGUCAUUAUUUUGAGCAUUAUUUGUCUUCAGUUGCCAUUUGAGCUAGCAUAUGCGCAUCUUUAUGAAAUAAUUGGAUCGGAUAUCAUAAAGUUUGGGCUGACUGCUGUCUAUCUACUUAUUAUCCAAUAUUUUACACGAAUUGGGGGCAAAAUAUCUGCUGAUCUCAUAAAAAAUGAAAACAUCGACGACAAAGAGUAUCGAGCCGAUAGCUUGAUUUACAAGUUGUUCGGACUUUAUUUUAUGCAGACAUAUAUUGGAGUUUUCUAUCAUGCUCUGCUCCACCGCAAUAUUAUGACACUUCGCAAAGUUUUGAUCCAACGCCUAAUUGUUUCAGAGGUUUUUGAGAAUCUGCUUGAAAACUCUCUCCCAUAUCUUAAGUACAGCUAUAAGAAACAUGGAGCAGUUAGGUUCAAGAAGAAGCACGAUAAGGGGUCAUCAAAAGGGAAGGUAAAGGUCAAUUCAAGAGUAGAGAAAGAGUACCUGAAAUCUGCUUACUCUGCAAGCAUUGGAGGAGAACUUGAAGAUGGACUUUUUGAUGAUUUCUUGGAGUUGGCUCUGCAGUUCGGAAUGAUUAUGAUGUUUGCAAGUGCAUUUCCCCUCACAUUUGCUUUUGCCGUUGUGAACAAUAUUAUGGAGAUCAGGACAGAUGCGCUGAAGUUGCUUGUCAUGCACAAAAGGCCUGUUCCUCGUGCUGCUGUUACAAUUGGAGCGUGGCUGAAUAUAUUUCAGUUUUUAAUAGUGAUGUCUAUUUGCACCAACUGUGCACUUUUGGUUUGCCUAUAUGACGCGGAAGGGAAGUGGAAAUUGGAGCCAGGGCUCGCUGCGAUUCUGAUCAUUGAGCAUAUCCUCCUCCUGAUAAAGUUUGGCUUUUCCCGUUUUGUCCCUGAGGAGCCUGCGUGGGUAAGAGCACGUCGUGUGAAGAAUGCAACGCACACUCAGGACGUGUCUAGACAACUAUUGAGGACCAUUUCUGGUGGUGAAAAGAUGUUCAACCCGGCAGAAGCAAUUAAGGAAUCUUAGAAAUGCUUGCUUUUGUACAUUGGUAUAGAAAAGUUUUGUUAGGUUCCCUUGUAUAUGGUACAUAGUUUACAGAAAUAUCCCCGCCAUUGUGUGCCGUCUCUGUAUCAUAUGUUAGUAUCUUACUUUCUUCCUGCCGUUUUUGCUGUGUGCUUGAAACUGUACUUGCUUCAAGUUGUAUAGGUGGGUAGUCAAUGUUCAGCUUUGCUCAAAAUCUUAAUGAGAAUUACAGGCGCAUAUAUGGUGAAGCCAAA